Dromiciops gliroides (monito del monte) is the source of this 240-nucleotide messenger RNA. Its product is annotated as small nuclear ribonucleoprotein Sm D1-like. The record is from RefSeq and is a predicted model, not a curated record. The transcript has 2 exons. Lineage: Eukaryota; Metazoa; Chordata; Mammalia; Microbiotheria; Microbiotheriidae.
AUGAAGCUCGUGAGAUUUUUUAUGAAGCUGAGUGUAAACACUGAAUUGAAGAAUGGAACCCAAGUAGAUAGAACUAUCUCAGACAGUUUACCUCUGGAUGCUUUCCUUAUGGAUAUUGAACCAAAGGUGAAAUCUAAGAAAAGAGCAGCUGUUGCAGGAAGAAGCCAAGGUUAAGGUAGAGGAUGAGGACAUAGUUGUGGCAGAGGAAGAGGGGGUCCUGGACAACAACUUCUUCCAUAA